UUUUGAUUUGCUGAAAACGUUUGUCAGCAUGUCGGAAACUGCGCCUGUUGCAGCUCCUGCUGUCUCCGCUCCUGGGGCAAAAAUCUCCGCUAAAAAGCCGAAGAAGACAGCAGCUAGUGCUAAAGCCCGCAAGCCUCCAGGUCCCAGCGUGACCGAGCUGAUCACCAAGGCUGUGUCCGCUUCCAAAGAGCGUAAAGGGCUCUCCUUAGCCGCUCUUAAGAAGGUUCUGGCCGCCGGAGGGUACGAUGUGGAGAAAAACAACAGCCGCAUCAAGGUAGGAUUAAAGAGCCUGGUGAGCAAAGGCAUUUUGGUGCAGACAAAAGGUACUGGUGCUUCUGGUUCUUUCAAACUCAACAAGAAGCCUGGUGAAAUUAAGGAGAAAGCACCAAAGAAAAAGCCAGCAGCAAAACCUAAGAAACCAGCUGCCAAGAAACCCGCCAGCGCCGCCAAGAAACCCAAAAAGGCUGCGGUGGCGAAAAAGAGCCCGAAAAAAGUCAAGAAACCAGCAGCUGCCGCAGUCAAGAAAGCGGCCAAGAGCCCGAAAAAAGUGAAAGCCGCCAAGCCCAAGAAGGCAGCUAAGAGCCCGGCUAAGGCAGUGAAACCAAAAGCCGCCAAGCCCAAGCCAACAAAGGCCAAAACAGCGAAGGCGAAGAGGGCAGCGCCCAAAAAAUAAAGUAAAUUUGAAAAGGAAAUUUCUGACCCAACGGCUCUUUUAAGAGCCACCCCCAAGUUUCAGAAAAAGAGCAAAAUCGCUGACACUCGGAAAUUUCAUAGGUGGUUUGAAAGUAUCCUGAGUACUCGCUUUGUUACAUAGGUUGGGUACAGGGAGUGUAUAUAAUGCUCGCGCUUUCUAGUGUACCCUUGGGAACGGCUUCCUGGGCAGUUUUAAUUAAAAAAGAUUAUAUAGACAGUGAAGACGGUUGUAGCGCCGGGCAGCUAUCGAUAAAACCCCCUUACGGUGGCGCUGUUCUAGGUACCUAUGAGUCAGCUGGUUAGGGGCGGGGUCCUUGGCUCCCUGUAGAUUUCUAGACUAGUGUUUCGUUCUAACCAUUUUGACCAAUACUGACAAAAUAAGAAACCGAAAACUACGAACUUUCUCCAUCCUGUUUGGCUAUCUCCUCCUUAUUGGCUGAUAGUUCAUAUAUGGCUAAAUCUUAUUGGAUACAUCCAAAUUUUUGAAAACCCCGCGCGCUCAGAGGAGAGCGCCCU
Messenger RNA from Trachemys scripta elegans, 1209 nucleotides. Its product is annotated as histone H1-like. Gene Ontology annotation, cellular component: nucleosome. The transcript has a single exon. Lineage: Eukaryota; Metazoa; Chordata; Testudines; Emydidae. Gene Ontology annotation, molecular function: DNA binding; structural constituent of chromatin. The record is from RefSeq and is a predicted model, not a curated record. The coding region runs from base 29 to 673 and encodes 214 amino acids. Gene Ontology annotation, biological process: nucleosome assembly.